Ictalurus furcatus (blue catfish) is the source of this 2797-nucleotide messenger RNA. RefSeq names its product tyrosine-protein kinase ZAP-70. Gene Ontology annotation, molecular function: non-membrane spanning protein tyrosine kinase activity; ATP binding; signaling receptor binding. Lineage: Eukaryota; Metazoa; Chordata; Actinopteri; Siluriformes; Ictaluridae. Bases 444 to 2267 code for a protein of 607 amino acids. Gene Ontology annotation, biological process: innate immune response; protein phosphorylation; cell surface receptor protein tyrosine kinase signaling pathway. The transcript has 14 exons. The record is from RefSeq and is a predicted model, not a curated record. Gene Ontology annotation, cellular component: cytoplasm; extrinsic component of cytoplasmic side of plasma membrane.
GUGCUCGCGCUACGCUGAUUGAAGUGGAGGAGUAAAUUUACUGUUUCUGAGAACUGUAAAAAAAAAAAACAUGAAGGGAAGUCUAACAGCCCACAUAGUUCACCUGUAUGUGUAGAGAUAAACACACACACACACACACACACACACACACACACACACACACACACACACAUAGUAGUGCAUGGUGAGCACAGAUGUCAUACAUUCAUCACCUCCACAGACUGUACACGCUUGUCACUGACGGUUGAUUUGGGCUCCACUCCUCCUCACCCUUGCCAUCUCUUUUUCUCCCUCUCUGGAGCGUCCUGGCCUCGUGGAAAGUAUGUAUCAUAAGUACUGAACUGAAGGAGCAGACAGAGAGAGGAAACAAGCUGAUAAGGAGUGAAGGACCGAAAAAAGAAAUCACAAGAAACGACUAUAAACACUCCUGACCCGGGUUCAUCAUGAUCGACCCCGCGGCCGAGCUGCCCUUCUUCUACGGCAGCAUCAGCCGUUCGGACGCCGAGCAGUACCUGAAGCUGGCAGGGAUGGGUGACGGUCUGUUCCUGCUGCGUCAGUGUCUGCGCAGCCUGGGCGGAUACGUGCUGUCUCUCGUCUGGAACCUGGAGUUUUAUCACUACCCGGUGGAGAAGCAGCUGAACGGGACGUACUGCAUCGCGGGCGGAAAGGCCCACUGCGGCCCGGGUGAGCUCUGCGAGUACUACAGCAAGGACGCAGACGGCCUGGUGUGUAUGCUCAAGAAGCCGUGCCUCCGGUCCGCAGACACGCCCAUCAAGCCCGGCGUCUUCGAAAACCUAAGGGACAACAUGCUGCGCGAGUAUGUCCGGCAUACCUGGAACCUGGAGGGCGAGGCCAUGGAGCAGGCCAUUAUCAGUCAAGCUCCUCAGUUGGAGAAGCUGAUAGCCACCACGGCGCAUGAGAAGAUGCCCUGGUACCACGGCAAAGUCCCUCGUCAGGAGGGAGAGAGGCGGCUCUACUCGGGCUCCCAGCCAGACGGCAAGUUUCUAGUGAGAGAACGAGACGCGACCGGCACCUUCGCCCUGUCGGUGAUGUACGGAAAAACCGCGUACCAUUACCAGAUCCUUCACGAUAAAUCGGGCAAAUACUCCAUGCCGGAAGGAACCAAGUUUGACACCGUGUGGCAGCUGGUCGAGUAUCUGAAAAUGAAGCCCGACGGGCUGGUCACGUUACUGCGCGAACCCUGCGUCAACCAGAACAACGCAAGCCAGACGCCAGCCGUGCCUUCAUCGAGGAGAGCCAGAGGUAAUGGCUACACACCGCCCCCUGAAGUUCCUGGAGCGUGCAAGGCCUUGGAAACGAUGAACCGUCAGACUCUGCCGAUGGACAGCGACGAGUUCGUCAGCCCGUACGCCGAUCCGAAGGAGCUCCAGGAGAAGACGCUUUUCAUUAAGCGUGAUAAGCUGAUGGUGGACGAGGUGGAGCUUGGGUCGGGAAACUUCGGCUGCGUGAAGAAAGGCGUCUACAAGAUGAAGAGCAAACACAUCGACGUAGCCAUCAAGAUUCUGAAGAGUGAGAACGAGAAGUCGGUGAAGGACGAGAUGAUGCGCGAGGCCGAGAUCAUGCACCAGCUGGAUAACCCCUACAUAGUGCGCAUGAUCGGCCUGUGCCAGGCGGAGGCACUGAUGCUGGUGAUGGAAAUGGCACCGGCCGGGCCGCUCAACAAAUUCCUCUCCAGCAGGAAAGACCAGGUGACGGUGGAUAACGUGGUGGAGCUGAUGCACCAGGUCUCGUUGGGGAUGAAGUAUUUAGAGGAGAAGAACUUCGUGCACAGAGAUUUGGCGGCUCGGAACGUGUUGCUGGUCAACCAACAUUACGCCAAGAUCAGUGACUUCGGCCUCUCCAAAGCGCUCGGCGCAGAUAAUAACUAUUACAAGGCACGCACGUUGGGCAAAUGGCCUCUAAAAUGGUACGCUCCAGAGUGCAUCAUGUUCCACAAGUUUUCCAAUAAAGGCGAUGUGUGGAGCUUUGGGGUUACCAUGUGGGAGGCGUUUUCCUAUGGAGGAAAACCUUACAAGAAAAUGAAGGGUCCCGAGGUGAUCAACUUCAUCCAGAACGGCAGCCGCAUGGACAAUCCACCUGGCUGCCCAGAACCCAUGUAUGAGCUGAUGAAAGAAUGCUGGACGUACAAGUACGAAGACAGGCCUGCCUUCAUGAAAGUGGAGGAGAAGAUGAGGACCUACUAUUACUCCAUUUCGAAGAAGACUCAGACUGAGGCGAAUGGAGAGGCAGCGAAACCAGAUGAUUAGCAGCUCAGCUCUAAAAGUUCAGCGUGUUUUUGUUUUGUUUUUUUUUUUAAUCUUCACGAGGAAUCGCUCACAGCCUGAUGUGUUGAAUCAUUUGUGAGUGAAAGAAGGCUCGGAAAUACAAAAAACGUGUGCCGAUUCAUUGCAUUCGCCUGUUACAGGACUCGCUGCGCUUCAGAUGGAGGCUUUUUCAAAAAAAAAUUAUUAUUUUUUUUUAAAAAUCACAUCCUCUUUCACGUUAAAACAGUGUUUCUUUCUGAGAAUGGAGGUCUUGCGCUCGUCUUACGCGUCUUCGCCACGUCAUCAUUUUUCCGUGAACUUUGCAGCUGUGAUAUGUGGCGAAGCCGAAAAACAAGCCAUUUCGUGCUGAUGUUUUGGUGGUCGAUAAUAAAGUCGUCUUAAUUCCUGUAAGAACUUUUGCAGAUUUUGAUCUGCAAAACUCAAAAUCUUAUUCGAAAUGAGAGUUGUUAAUGAAUAUUUUUACACUUGUGUGUGAAUUCCUGUGUCUACGUUUUUUUUUAAAUAAACUGUGC